AUGAUUAAUGUGGUGCGACCCGCUGUAGAAAUUGGUGCUUUUAAGGAGUACAAGACCCCAAGAAAGAUUGUCUUUGACUCUCUGCCAAAGACAAACUUUGACCUUUCUAAUCUUCCAAUUCCACUGUUUCAAUUAACAGACAACCCAACAUCAUACAUCCUUUUAUCACAAUUGGCAAAUUUUUGGAACUAUCCGUCUUCCUACCAGGUUAUCCAAAAAUUAUCGAAAGGCACUCGUACCAAAAAGGAACAAUUCGUUAAACAAUCCAAUGCCAAAUUAAAUGAUGCUCUUUGGGAAGCUAAAUUGAUAACCAAAGCGCAAAUUAAAGUCAGAAUGACUUAUGUGGAAGUGGAUUGGCUAGUCAAUAAUGUAGCUACAGAAUCAUUGAAGCCAGAAAUUGUUGAUGAGGAAGAUGCUUUUGGUACCCAGAAUAGAGGAUCCAAGGGAAACGCAGCUGCUGAAGACGACCUUAAGAUUACUGUGUCACAAGUGUUCCCUCAAUUUAACAACAUCGACUCGACGAUUGAGUAUACCCACUCGGCCUUCAAUACUCUUACCAACCUCUCCAAAUAUAAUUAUUACACUUCAUCGCCUUCACUUGGUAAGUUCCUUCCUGCCAGUAAAAUGAGUGCCAGUGAGAUGGAAUUGAUUCUCAAGGAUACUGACUUUGCCGAAGUAGAAGUAGCUAGACCAGGAGCUCAGGUAACGGCAACCACCAAGGCUAGACCAGAAACAGAAAGAAAACGGAAACCCAUUGGAAGAAGUAAGAAAUACAACACCAACAUUGACCCGAACUCAAUUGAUUUACUGGAAUCUCUCAUUCCUGGUCAAGGGUAUAUUCCCGAAUUCAAUGUGUCCCAUCUUUGCAAAGUUCCUAACUACUAUGUAACCACCAAUUCUGCCACCGUGGCCGGUACCACCGGUAGCAAUGGAAGUGGUGGGAAUACGCCUUCGCUUAAGAAGUCCUCAUCAUCGUUAUUCGGUAGUUCGGCCUCUGGAACCAAUUCUGCUGGUGCUGGUGCUGGUGCUACUACUGGCACUGUCAAUGGAGCUGAGCCUACUGUGAAACUUGCAAAGAAUAUUCAACAACUUGUUGCUGCAGCACAAGAAAAUGAUAAUUCUUCACUCUCCAAAUACUACUAUACUAUGUCGUAUAGAGGACCUGGAAGUGGGAAUUAUAAGGAUGCUGCUCUCAUCAACAAAAUUAACAAAAUACCUGUGACAUCUAAUACUCGCCGUAUAUAUAAAUGUCCGCAUAAGUCACUUCGCCAAGUGCGAGCCAAGGGCCGUGAUAAGGCAGUGAAGUACUCAUCUGCCGUCAAGGGGUUCAUACCUGAUGCUUUUACGAAAGAGUUUGUGGCUCAGACAUUUGAUCGUCAAAGGAAUAUUGUUGAAGACUCGACCAAUUUGGAAAUCCUUCACAACAAUCUUCAGUUUAAUAUAUUACUCAAUGCUUAUCGAGAGAUUUCAGAAGACACAUGGCUGAAUUAUUAUAAGUUCAAGCUCGUGGAUUUUGAACAAUUGGGAAUGAUCCAAAGAGAAAAAUUGAAGGAAGCCCAACGUCAACAACAAAUCGAAGAAGGAGCUCAACCUCCACCACUUCCAUACAAGCUAGGGGAUAGGUUCAAUACACCAGCUCUGUUCCCCGAAUUGCUUACCAAGAUUCCAGUUGAACUCCGGGAUGAAGAUGGCGACGCUGAAAAUGAGAUUCCUUCAAUCAAACGUGCUUUGGAUGUGACUACAACGUAUCCAGAUUUAGCCAAUCCUCAAUUAUUAACCCAAGUAGAGGUUGUCAAGGUUCCAAAUGCGAACUCUAUUGGGUGGGACAAUAUUAAAAAGUAUAGAUCUUAUGUUUAG
Messenger RNA from [Candida] anglica, 1857 nucleotides. The record is from the annotation of a GenBank genome assembly. Lineage: Eukaryota; Fungi; Ascomycota; Pichiomycetes; Serinales; Debaryomycetaceae.